Molecule: messenger RNA, 2523 nt
Organism: Sinocyclocheilus anshuiensis
Lineage: Eukaryota; Metazoa; Chordata; Actinopteri; Cypriniformes; Cyprinidae
Gene: pecam1b
Product: platelet and endothelial cell adhesion molecule 1b
Exons: 16
Coding region: 55-2298 (747 amino acids)
Biological process (GO): cell surface receptor signaling pathway; immune response
Cellular component (GO): external side of plasma membrane
Molecular function (GO): transmembrane signaling receptor activity
Source: RefSeq, a predicted model, not a curated record
UUCACUUUGUCCUACAGCAAAACAUACAUACACACUAGUUAGAAGUGCUCAGCCAUGUGGGUGAAGAUUCAGCCCUCUCUAAAGAUGGGCACCUUGUGCCACCUCCUCCUCUUCCUCUUCACCUCAGAGGAAGCCUGCGCAGAGUCUGUCAUAAAAAGUGUGCAACUCAUUAUCCAUCCGAGAAAUGAAGUUGAAAGAGGUACAAAUGUGUCAUUGAUAUGUCAGGCAGAAGUGAGCCACAGGCUGGGGUCUCACCCCAACUAUAAAUACAACUUCUACAAAGAUUUUCAGCCAUUAAAUACUGACCAGACCAGUUCUACGGACCACCUCUACUCUAUACCAGAUGCCAGAAUGGCCCACUCUGGGAAAUAUAAAUGUGCUGUUGUCAUUGAGGAGCAAAAGAAGGAGAGCAGUGUCAAAGACCUGACAGUGAAAGGUCUUCAGACACCAGUCCUAACAGUGGAUAAACUGAAACUGAGAGAGGGAGAUGAUGUUACUGCUGUCUGUACAGCAGAGGGAGAAAUAGGUUCUUUGACAUUUAUCUUUAGUGAUGGAUUUGAGGAACUCUACGCGGAGAGCACAGUCAGUCACCGAGUUGAGCGGCAGCUAGCCCUUACUAAAGGAACUGUGAAUAUAUUUUGCUACUAUUCUAUUAAAUUGCAUAGCACAAUAGAACGCUCUAAUGACAGUAAUGUGAUCAGUCUUGACAUUCAAGAGCUGGAGAUCAAUCCCAAUAUUAAAGUCAAUCCAUCAACAUAUGUCAUUGAAGGAGAUCUCAUAACCUUCAGCUGCAGUGUUGAUACAACUUACCAAAGAAAUUCUGAUCUCAAAAUCAAUCUCAUCCAUGGACAUACCAUGCUCAGUUUGAACAUGACACAGACAGAUUACAAAAUGUCUGCUAAGGCUAAUGACUCUGGAGAAUAUGAGUGCAUCUCAAGGCUUGGUGGUGUUUCUAAAACCUCUGCUAUGAACAUCACUGUAAAAGAGCUUUUCUCCAUGCCCUUCCUGAGUAUUCACCCAACUGAGGUUUUUGAGGGAGAACACUUCACCAUCAGCUGUCAAAUCAGCAGCUUUGCCUCGGAGAGGAUUCGAAAGGAUGAUAUAAGAUACUCAAUAUUCCAAGACAAAACACCUGUAAUAAAUGGUAUCAUAUACAGUGGCACUGCAGGCAAAGCGUCCAAUGGGAAAUAUAUAUGUGUUGCUGAAGCCAAAAGGAUUAUCAAAAGGAGCGAGAGGGUGCUGUUUGAAGCAAAAGUUCUCGUUUCAAAGCCUGAGAUCUCAGUUGAUGGUCCUGUUAUCAUGAAUGAGUCAUUUUGGAUUCACUGCCACUCUGACAAUGGAAGUCUGCCAAUUAUCUACUCACUAAAGAGAAACAACAUUACCCUGAACAGGACUGAGGUGUCUGACCUUCAUGAGAAGGCUCGUUUCUUAGCCAUGAUAUCAACUCCUUCGGACAUCAGCAGUUAUAUGUGUGAAGCAGAGAAUAAUGGCCAAGUCUCAAGCAAGAUGAGUGAAAGGCUACAUGUGACUGUAAUAGUUCCAGUAGGGAAGCCCUUACUGACAGUCAUUCCAGUUCCAGGAAACAUUGAAGAGGGCAGUGAUGUUACCCUGAUAUGUAACAUUCCAAAAGGCUCUCCACCUGUCAGUUUUAGUUUUUAUGGAGGCAGUGGCAUAGAAAUCUACAGCACCACAGUUCAAAGUAAUUCAUCCUCAUAUGAUCUGAGUGCAGUAAAGAGACAGCACAGUGGAAAUUAUUAUUGUGAGGCAAAUAACCAGGCAGAUGCUUUGAUAAAGAGUGACACAGUCACAGUCGAAGUGAGCCUGGCAAAGUGGAAAAAGGCUUUGAUUGCUGCGUUCUGCAUGCUUUUAGUGGCCCUGCUGGUCCUUUUCAUCGUUAUGCGCUACAAGGCCAAGCGAGGUAAAAGAGAGAUGGCUGCCGAACUAUCAAUAAAGCCUGCAAGCCCUAAAUCAGAUGACUCUUUAACCCUGAGUCUUACCCAUGACACCCAUUAUAGCGACCACACAGUGGUGGUGCAUAACAAAGAGAGUGUUUGGAGUGAAAGACCUCCAGAUGUUGCUGACCAGGACAGCCUAGGGUCCACAAAUGAAGGUGAUGUAGAGUAUACAGAGGUGGUUCAUCCUCAACCUGUAGAUCCUACACGGCUUCCUCUGAAGAAAGGCACAGAUACUGUGUACAGUGAGCUUCAGACCACUCAAGGGGCUGUUGAACAUGUUAACCAUCAAGGCCUGUUAGAAUAUGCUGAACUCAACCAUGAUCUUCCUGAACCAGUGGACUGAUAGAAGUCAGUCAGCAUCCCUCACCUCCCUCUGGACUACUGUGGCCUAUGUGCCAUCAAUCUUCUGUGUCCUCCACCAACAUUCUCUUUUAAAAAAACAACAACAAAAAAAUGUGAUUUAAUCAUUUAUUUCCCUUUCCUCGUAUGAUUGAUUGUUUGUCCUAUUUGUUACAGUGCUAUACUAUUGUGUGUAUAGUCGGUACUAAAAACCACAUGCUUUUCACAA